Molecule: messenger RNA, 3189 nt
Organism: Stomoxys calcitrans (stable fly)
Lineage: Eukaryota; Metazoa; Arthropoda; Insecta; Diptera; Muscidae
Product: high affinity cAMP-specific and IBMX-insensitive 3',5'-cyclic phosphodiesterase 8-like
Exons: 8
Coding region: 1911-2330 (139 amino acids)
Source: RefSeq, a predicted model, not a curated record
AGCUAGAGAGUGGGCUGUUGCUUUGGACGGUUUCGAGAGUUAAAUGAAGCACCGAUUUUUGAAUUUCCCAACCGAAUGCUCGUUAUUGAGAAGACGACGGAACGACAAGUGUUCAACUGUUCACCCCAUAACAUUUUUGUCGUUUACGUACACAUACACACAUGACACAUAGAUAUGCGUUCCCACUUUUAGAUACCGAUACCGAAUACCGUCGACUUUGUGCACCAAGGUGAUGUAGUUUGUCCCAACAAACACGAAGAAGAAGAAAUGUAUCCAACAGUUGGGUCCGCGCAUUCGGAAUCUGUUGAUUCUAAGCGUAAGCAGCACACAUUUAUGCUGUGCUUGUUGUCACACGCGUACGCGCCUCUCGCACUAACCGCAAUAAUCAAAUCGUAAUAAUAAUAAAUAAAAAUAACAGCAACAACAACAAUAAUAAUAAAGCAAAAGAGAUAUCUCACAACCAUAAUAAAAUCUAGUGUACUUACGUGCUCAGCUCGGUGGCUCGCGUCGCCAAAUCUAGAAAAAUAAAAUUAAAAAGCAGACCAGCAAAAUAACAAAAUAAAGCAACAGCUUGCAGCUUUGCCAAUUUUUUCAAUCACACUCACUCGCAUAUGAGAUACGCGUAUAUCUACAAACGUUCGAACACACACUCGACAGACACAGAUGCACGAACACCAAAAGGUUCAUACAUUUUCAUACUUAUCUAAGUGCGAACGAAGUAUGCACACUGAGAGCAACCGAAUAUUAACUCUGGUGGACGGACGGAUGAUGGUUGUGGAUUGGACGUGCGGCGGUCAGGCGGGCGUUUGGAGUUAGUAACCUUAUGUGUAUGUAUGUAUGUGCGCACCGUCCAUCCGUACGUAUGAGAAUUUGUUUCGGAAUGUAAGUAUCAUCCCCACAGUUGGCGGCGCUGCAAACUUACUCACGUACAUACCUACUUACGUAGAUAUCGACGACCUACAGACUUAUUACGGUUUAAACGUGUGACGACGGCGAAUGUACAAAUGUUUGUAUGAAUGUAUACAUACUUGGAUUUGCCUUAUUUAUUGUGCAACUUGUGAGAGCAGUGCUUUGUUAUUGCUGCUGUCGUCUUGCGUUGCGUCCGUCGAAUUUGUCGUAUACGUCUUCUCGGUCUUCUCAAAUGAAAUCCAAUCAAAAAGUGAUGAAGGUGUUGUUGUUGUUAUAACUACUAUUUGGUUUGAUGUUCUUGCUAUUGUGGUUGUACCAGCUAUUAGUGUUGUCGUCAACAUUCUUUAUAAAUAAAAAGUGAAAAUUGUGUUAAUUUAAUGAAAACAAAAUAAAAAAUCACAUCUUACAAGAGAGCAUGAUCGAGAGUGGGAGAGAAUAAACAAACAAAAAGUCAAAGAAGAUCAAAACUACAACAUCAUUGCUGUCAUCUAGUCGUACACACUGCAAACUGAAACAUCAUUAAAAAGCAGCGUUCUAAAAUUGUAAAACAAAAUGCAACAAAACCGAUACAUCCUCUAGUCUUUUGCAGCAGUUAAGACCGAAACCUCAAGAACAAAUCUAACAAUCAAAAACCUCCAAACCUUCGUAACGUCAUUACCUCAUAUCAUUCGCCAGAACAAGCAUCAAAGUGUUUAAGAACGCCAUUGACCGGCUGACACAAACAGGAUAUCAAAUACAACGCAGGACCCAUGUAUGUACAUGCUUGGUUGAAGCCACGUGGUUGUUGAAAAAUCCAUGGGGAAAAACACUUUAGCUGAAAGUGUAAAGCUACCGAGCGAACACAUUUUGAAUAGUGUUGUCUUCAAAACUUAAAGAAUGCGCCGUCAAUAGCAGGAAGUAAUGAAGGAGCUGAGCAGCGGAGAAAGCAAGCACUAAGUAAACUAAGGUUUUAGCAAAUCAAUUAGGAUAGCAGAAUAUACGUUAAUUCGGCCUAGACAGAAAUGGGUUGCUCUCCUAGCAGCUUGACUAGAACUGCCGAUGGCUUGGGCUCCGCUGAAAUGGGCGCUGCAGCAGGUACUGUGGCAACCACAAACGAAAAGGAUGGAAGCAUAUUUUUUUGUAUUAAAUUGAAGAGAGCUCGUUUGCGUCGGUGCAGUCAACAAAACGGAGGAGAUGGAAGCGGAGGCAGUGGUUCCGGGAGCGGUAGUGGUGGAACCAAUGUUGAUGAUUUGUGCAAUCAAGCUUUGCUGAAUCCCCUGCAAAUCAAAAAUGAAGAGAAUUAUGAAAAGAUGAGCAGCGGCAAAAAAGAUUCCAUAGUAACGGUAGCGGCGUUAGGAAACUUUACGCAUACCGUCGUGAGGCGCGCAACAGGAACCACAAUUUUUCCGUUGCGAUCUUUCGAAACAUUCUCUACCAAAUAACGAAUCAAACUGUACACGGAUCGACCAGCCCGCUAAACACACAACAAACAUAAAAAACACUCAACAACAAUCCUGCGCUAUCAACCUGCGAUAAGCAACCUUUUACGUUAAUUUUAUUUCCACUCCACACAGCAAACGGAAUCACACUCGUGCAGAGACGCAAUUUGCCUGCAGCGUUGCCACUACAGAAAAAUUUUUCCGACCAAAAUUUUUCAAAAACCUACCAAAUUCUCUUCCAGCUGACCAAGAUUGUAAACUAAAUCAAAAUACACGCAAUCGUUUUCUAACAUUUUUUAUUAUAUAUAUAACAAUAUGAACAUCUUUACGGACAGUAAAAUUGCCAUAAGGUCACGAACAGCAGUGUAAGAUGGAGAUUAACUCCUUCUGUGAGGAUGGCAAAGUCCGCAUCGUUUGGGUGUCGGGCCACAACGGAGUAAGGGCAGACGAUUUGGCGAUAAAGGCCAGAGGACUACGAGAUCACUUACGAAAAAUCGUUGCGUCAAGUGAUAGCAUGUGUAGGGCAUGCGGGGAAGAUGAUGAGACGUUGGAGCAUUUCCUUUGUCACUGCCCUGCUUUCGCGUCCAACAGAUACCGGCACUUAGGUGGAGACACAAUACCAGACAUGAACCAACUUAGGGAAGUGGUAUUGAAAACAAUUAAGGAUUUUGUACUGGUACCUCUGGAACAAGUUCAUCGGGUGGAGGACGGCCCGGUCAUCGAAAAUCAUCCCCUGCGUUAACACCGGACGAUGACACAAUUGAUCAAAGACAGAGAAACGUUUGCGAUGUAAAAUACCCAACGGUGCUACCUCCGAAUCCACAACUAAAGGCUCUUUUGGUCUUCUACAAAUCUGACAAUA